Molecule: messenger RNA, 654 nt
Organism: Arabis nemorensis
Lineage: Eukaryota; Viridiplantae; Streptophyta; Magnoliopsida; Brassicales; Brassicaceae
Source: the annotation of a GenBank genome assembly
AUGGCGAUCUCUCCGGUACUCUGCAUUGGUUUGAUUUGCCUCUUAGGCGCUGGCUCUCUUUUUCCGGUGGUGGAGGCGAUAUGGUUAACGGUUCCAACUUCCGGCGAGAGAUGCGUCUACGAAGAUAUUCAAGCCAACGUGGUCGUUGUCGCCGAUUACCUUUGUAUCGAUCAGGAAAACGUGGGACUUGGUCCUACAAUAGAUGUUCGGGUAACAUCACCGUACGGGAAGGAGCUAUACAAGAAGGCAAACGUGUCGCAUGGUCAGUUUGCGUUUACAUCGAGCGAGAGUGGAGCAUAUUUUGCUUGUUUAUCGAUGCAUCACGAUCAAACACAUUACACAUUCAAUAGCUCUGCUAUAGUCAAUCUUGAUUGGAAGAUGGGUAUCAAAACCAAAGAUUGGGAUUCUGUUGCUAAGAAAGAAAAGAUCGAGGGUGUGGAGCUUGAGCUUCGAAAAUCUACAGAAUCAGUAAAGGCUAUUAGGGCCAACAUACUCUAUUUAAAAAUCAGAGAAGCACAUAUGAGGGAAAUAAACGAGUUGACUAACAAGAGAGUUGCGCAGUACAGCCUUGUGUCUUUAGGAGUCUCUCUUUCUGUUUCAGUUUUCCAAGUUUGGCAUCUCAAACGCUUCUUCCUCAAGAAAAAGCUUAUCUAA